AUGAGGAGCCAGUUGCAGACACAACACGGUGUCCUCGCCCUUGUGUGGCCAGGACAUCUUUGGGACCUCAAGCCAGAGCAGAGACUGUUCCGGUGCAAAGGACCCAUGAGCACAGCAGGGCGCAAAAGAAAAGGCGGAGCAGGAUCAGCGGAUAGCGGUUGGGAAGCUCGACCCGCCCAGUUCAUCCCUGACCUCUCCGGGACGCGACAAGCCAAGCACUUCUCAGCCAAUCCACCGCGCGGAACCAGAAGGUGGGCAGAACGCAGGCUGGGCGGAGCACGUUUCCGGCCGGGUGAAGAGUUGAAGACGCCCCGAAGGCCGGACUUCUGGCGUAGCAUAGACUCAGCCCGAAAGCUGCUGGUAGGAGUUUCCUGUAGGCAGAUGUCGGCGCUGAGGCACGUCGUGUGCGCCCUUUCUGGUGGCGUGGACAGCGCGGUGGCUGCGCUGCUGUUGCGGCGGAGAGGUUACCAGGUGACAGGGGUAUUUAUGAAGAACUGGGACUCGCUGGAUGAACACGGUGUCUGUGCUGCUGACAAGGACUGUGAAGAUGCUUAUAAAGUCUGUCGGAUCUUAGACAUCCCUUUCCAUCAGGUGUCCUACGUGAAGGAGUACUGGAACGAGGUGUUCAGUGACUUUUUGAAUGAGUACGAGAAAGGAUGGACUCCCAACCCUGACAUCAUCUGCAAUAAGCACAUCAAGUUCAGUUGCUUUUAUCAUUAUGCUGUGGACAAUCUUGGUAAGGAGUCGGAAUUUCUUCAUCUGCAUGUUCAAAUCAUAGCUUUCCAGGCAUGGUCAGGAGCUAGAACCUUGUGGACAGUUUUGUCUUUCAGAAGAACUUUCUAGUUCAAGGAGAAGGUGCCCUCCAUCAUGGGCAGG
Molecule: messenger RNA, 876 nt
Organism: Myodes glareolus (Bank vole)
Lineage: Eukaryota; Metazoa; Chordata; Mammalia; Rodentia; Cricetidae
Source: RefSeq, a predicted model, not a curated record